Lotus japonicus is the source of this 812-nucleotide messenger RNA. RefSeq lists its product as uncharacterized. The record is from RefSeq and is a predicted model, not a curated record. Gene Ontology annotation, molecular function: zinc ion binding. The transcript is spliced from 2 exons. Lineage: Eukaryota; Viridiplantae; Streptophyta; Magnoliopsida; Fabales; Fabaceae. The coding region runs from base 275 to 694 and encodes 139 amino acids.
UCUAACUAAUCCUAAUCAAAGUCCAAAAACUAAUAUCUAUUUGUAUAAUCCCCCAAAUUUCCCAAUCUUCUCACAUGAAUUUAGGGUUCCUGAUAUCCCCAAAUUCCCUAGACUCGAACCUGUCUUCCCCACCCCCUUCUCUCUUCGAUUUCCUUUAUCCCAUCCAUCUUCUUCCCUGGACUCGAAUCGCCUAGCUUUGUUUCGUUCUCAUCGAUCUCCUUCGUCUUUCCCCUCUUCUGUUGUCCUUCAUCUCGAUCUCCUUCGGUUUUUCGCCAUGAAUGCUUCAUCCGCAUCCUCCUGUUGUUCCAGGCAAAGAAGUGCAGGUGCAAGGGCAAAAUGUCAAUGUGGAGUUCCCCUAAUGCUAUACAUUGCUGGUACUCGUGAGAACCAAGAUAGGAGAUUCCUUAGAUGCAGAAAUUGGCAGAUUCCAGGAACAUGUGACUUUUUCUAUUGGAUUGAUGAUCCAGUUGAGGGAAGACAACCACAUGUAGAGGUACAGGCUGAGACUAUGAGUUCUGAGAUUGGCAAUUCAUCCAACACCAACUCUGUGCCGCAUGUUCCAAAUUUGAAGAAAAAGAUCAAAAAGCUGAAGAAGAAACUUGAAGUAGAGAAAGUUCACAAGAAUCUUGCAUGUUUGAUUGCUUUGAUGUGUUGUAUAGUCACAGUGUGGUGUUUAUGUAGGGGGAGGGUUUGAAUUGUAUAUUGUUUUGAGUGGUUGUUGAGUGGUGGUUGAAGAGUGUUAGGGAUUUCAUGUUGUUAGCAGUUCUGUCCUUAUUGAUGUAUCCUGAAUUGAUCUUCAUGAAAUUGAACAA